Molecule: messenger RNA, 2537 nt
Organism: Sphaerulina musiva SO2202
Lineage: Eukaryota; Fungi; Ascomycota; Dothideomycetes; Mycosphaerellales; Mycosphaerellaceae
Exons: 1
Coding region: 253-564 (103 amino acids)
Source: RefSeq, a predicted model, not a curated record
GCCCGAUAUGAUGCUGGGGGCAGGUAGGCAUCCAAGUCAGAUGAUGCAGCAGCCAGAGAAUUCGGGACAGUUCCAGCUGCAGUCCAUAAUGAACUGAUCAUGCCAGAGAGCUCGCGAUCCAGACACUCGAGAUGACCAUACUGCACCCAUCGACCAUGGACCGCCGAGUGUUCAGGACUCCAGGAGUGACAGCAGAACAGAGUGACGCGAAGACGGCAGCUUUCCCAGGUUGUCGACAGAGCCGUUCCUCGAAUGAUAACACUACUGGCACCGAGAUCGCCUCGAACAGCUACACAUUCAACGGCAAAUUCAAGCAUACUUCGCCAGGAGUGCAGUCAGGAGUCAGGCCCGUAUCCAAGAGUCCUAGACAGACGGAGACAACCCAGGCACAAGCCGCGAAUCAGUGAUCGCACUUGGUGGAACAGGCGAAGAAGCUUCUGGUAUAGCAGACCACGUCAGCAAGAGCAGAGAGUAUACUACAGCGCUGCAUGCCACUUGUGCGGCAGGAGAGAAAAAGCCCGGCCAUGUGUCUGUUUCACAUCCAACGCGCGAUUUCGGCAGUGAGCACAAAAGGCGGCAAUGCGUUGGGUGGAGAUAGUGAGAACCUCGCCACGCCAAAGAGAAGACGGCAAACUGGGCUUCGUAUUGCUGCCAAAACAGACAGGCAGUCGAGGCUUUUCCAGUUCUGUGGACAAAUUCAUUGGCGGCAAUGGUGUCCCAUAAACUCCCGGGCAGACCAGCACGAUCGAACGACGCCAGUGUUGAAGCUAUAACGUCUGCAUUCGGUGCCAGAUGAUCGUUGACGUGGGGACCAAGCAAGCCUCGUGGAUAUCAGAUCUAUCCUCCAAGCGGUCGUGGCGCUUGUAACCCACCUCGACCGGCCUGGUGGCUCCCGGUCGUCAGGAGAGUUCAGCCGACGCUGCAGCUAUUGUGUACACAAUGGCAGGCCCCCUUAUCGAAGUCCCAACCAGCUUAACAGGAGGUAUCCGAAGUAGAUGCGCCUGUAAACGGGUCCAAGGUAGGCAAGCAGGAAGUGCAUGGGCAAUCCAGGCAGACACUGACAUGCGACAUGCGCAGUCAGGAAUAGUCCAGGAAUACAAAGUCGGCUCCACUUCAGCUAGCUCAUACCGAGUUCGCAAGCGCUGAAAAGUUGACACAGGUAGGUCCAGUGCUGAGUCUCUUUCGUAUCUUCUUCUUGUCUCAUUCGGCUCUUCGAGCCAUAACCGUGUCCGUGAAGAGCAUGAAUCCACAUUUCAAGUCUCUAGUCAAGCUAGAACAGCCUGAUCACUGCUUGAAGAUGCUCUCUGUGGUGCAGCCCGAUGAAUGGGUUGGUUGACUCUGUGCUGAAAGCUUUUAUUCCUGGAAUGUGGUAAUGCUCUGUCCUGCGAGCAGUGUCCAACUUGGUGAUCGCCGAACCUACCACACCCAAGUGUAUGUCGAAGCAGAUCAAAACCAUUGAAAAUCUCCAGACGCUCUCCGCGCGUUGAGGAGUCCGGAUGUGCCCAUAUCACAGCAUUUCGUCGAGCUGCUACGUGUCUCAACAGAAGCACAGCCACUGAAGGCUCGAUGUCGCGGGGUGAAGGUACUGACGCUCAACACCUCCCCAUGCCCAAAGCACUGGAUCGAUGCAUGACAUUUCCCAGGUGCUCUCGAAAUAGUUCUGGGCCUUGAAUGUUUUCGACUUUGGGAACGUCACCGACAUUCGCAGAGCUCCAUGCUCCUUCGUGAUUUGCUGCGUAAGAUGUGCUUUCGUAUCCAAGCUCUUGCAGUGUCACUCGCUGUGCUUGACCUCAGCCCGAGCAGAGGUCAAAAUUUGGAGUGAUCUCGUCACUUCGUCGUUAUGUAUGUGAUUCGGUGAGUCGUGAAGGACUGCAUGAAUCUUCGUGCCAACACCUGCUCAUCUUGAGUCCAGGGGCUCAGCCUUGGCGAACGGAUGCAGUGACAACCGCAGCCAUCCAUACUGACCUCGGGGGCUCCAUUAGGAGAUCGAUAUGAGGGACGGUAUCAUACUUCUUGCUCUGUGUCAAUCGAACUAUUGUGCAGCCGCAGCAGGGCCAUUGACCAAUGCCCAAGCGCAUCUGCGCAACGGGUCUACCGAUGAAAAGUUCCGGCGAUCAGAACUUAGCAAAGCAGCCCAGCAGCCCCAGCUGAACCACAAUGAUGCAGGCAUCUCGCUGGCAUAGACCAAGAUGUAUAUGCUGGAAACCACUCUGAGCGCACACCAUUCCGGCGCAUACGUUCCAGCGCAUGCCGUCAAUUGCGCGGGAGGUUUGCGCGAUCCAUCCGUCCCUGGUUGGUGGGUUCACAGCGCUCCGAGUAUUGGAUGAGUUGCUGGUCAAGUUCAUCGCCUCCACAGCGGAGCGCGAAGUGGUCUAAAUGAGCUGCGGUCCGGAUCGGGCGUGAACUCAUGGCCAGCCACCGCCUAAGUGCGCCUUCUCACUCUGUUGGCGCCAUGUGAGGAUUCAUGGUUCAUCUCACGGCUGUGUUGUUACCCGAGUAUCGCUGAACGAGGGUCGGCGAUCGCGAGCACUGCUGCG